Messenger RNA from Oryzias melastigma (Indian medaka), 1733 nucleotides. RefSeq names its product V-set domain containing T-cell activation inhibitor 1. Lineage: Eukaryota; Metazoa; Chordata; Actinopteri; Beloniformes; Adrianichthyidae. The record is from RefSeq and is a predicted model, not a curated record. The coding region runs from base 342 to 848 and encodes 168 amino acids. The transcript has 3 exons.
UCAUUCUAACCAGUCUACAAGGGGUCUGUAACUCCAAUCAAUCAGGAACUCAGACUAUUUUAUGAGUCUAUUAUGUCUAUUAUAUUGUUGUUUUGUCAUGUCGGUUGUCAAUAAAGUUUUUUUUUUUUUUAUCGGAGUAAGUUCCGCCCCCCAUUAUUUUCAAAUUUCGCGCCAAACAGCUUGACCAACUAGAGACUGGCCAUGCGGUCGCAGAGCGCGUUCACUGGGUCACGUGGUUCACAGUCUGGUCCAAUCACAGAGCGAGGAACUGACCGUGCCUCAUUCAAACACAGUCUGAACGUGUCUUCUUCACGGCCGUCCUGCUCCUUCUGGACGGAACCAUGGGGUUCCCCGGCUCGGUUCUGGUCGGCGUUCUGGUCGGUUUCUACGUUUCUGGGUCUUCAGAUGCAGAUCUGAAGAUUACUGCUGAACCUGGGGAUGAUGUCACUCUGACAUGUAAAGCUCCAGAAAACAUGAAGAUGAAAUCUUUGGAGUGGACCAGAGUCGACCUGGAGGAGGGAGAAUAUGUGUUUGUAUACAGGAAUCGUGGUAUUAAUCUAGACGAUCAGCAUGAAUCUUUCAGGAACCGAGUGUUUCUGAAUAACAGUCAGAUGAAGGAUGGAGAUCUGUCUGUGGUUCUGAAGAACGUGACCGUUAAUGACACUGGAACAUAUACGUGUUCAGUCAUGCGAGAAAAUGAUCCAGAUAGAGAAAUGAUUCUGAUUGGCAGUGUUCAUCUGUCGGUGAUUCCUCCAGGGGACAAAGAUGGAGUCAGUCAUGGAAAUCUUGGUCUGAUCCCUCUCUCAGGUCUCCUUCUUCUUACUAUUUUUUUGCUCCUGGUCUCGUGAUCUACAGGAAGAAACAAAGUUCUAACCAACGUUCCGACAACCAGCGGGAUGUUGAACUUGGUCUUCUUAACUCAGAUUCUAAAGCAGACAGGAGCAUGACAGAUCCUCUAGUCUGAAGGUCUUCAGUUCCUGAACUGGAUCUUCUCUGCAGUUCAAACUCCAAAGCAUUUCAUACUCAAAGUUCAGAGUCCCAACCUCUGAAGAAGCAGAUGUCUCUCCAUGAGAACCUCCAGAAACACCAGGAAGAACUCUGACAGAUGUUCAAAGAAGAUGAAGAGAGGAAGAUGAAGAUGACCUGUUUGUCUGUGCCGUUUCUGAACAGUGACCAAAAUCGUUGGUGGUUGACUGCUUGACAGUUCAUAUCCAAAACAGCUUUCUAUUUUUGCAAGAUGUAUUGGCAAGACGACCUCCUGGCUGGGGAGGCUUGGGGCCUAACCGACAACCUGCAAUGGACUUUGAUGGUUUGGCAUCUCGACAGCUUUAUGCAACUCUCGUCAUAGUUUUAACUCCACCUAGAACACCUAGUGCCCCUGGUGUAGUCCCCCUACAGCUCAUUUUAGUACACGCGUUUCUUACCCCACAACAAUGUAGACCCAAAACACAUUCCAUAUGGAAGUUGGACCUCCCUAAUCCCUGGUGGGGGGAACUGGGCCUGGGCUCGGCCACCCUGAGUUCUCUGGCAAGACCAUGAGCAGGGGAUCACAUCACAUCUGAGCCUAGGGGUGUCCAUGACCCCUGUGGUGCUGGUUCUGGCCCUUUCCCUCAAGCACUGGGCCUCUCCAAAACUCCAACUGUGGGUGAGCUUGGUUGGGCCUUGUUCACCACGCUUGUCGGUGUUCCCUAGUUCUCCUGGGCAUCCUCCUCUUGAAGGGACAGCUGUGCUGU